CUAAGCUACUUAAAAGACUGCUCUGCUCAUUCAACAAAAAUUAAAAAUUUUAAUUUAAUUUAAUUCUAACAUUCGAUUUGUGAAUGCAAUCUCUCCUUUAACAUGAUCCGGGCUAAAUUUGCCCUGGUUUUUAGGCUGUGGGUAUAAUUUCUCUAAUGUGAAUGGGUUGUUUUCACUGACGUCAUUUUUUUUUUUUGGCUGUCACACGAACACACUACCGUGUGCCGCCAUUUUGUGGUGAUUGACAUAAUUGACCUACGGGACGUUGAGGUUACGAGGUUCCGCACGGACGUGAAAGGUUUGGUCCUGUGUUCAACACUCCACCUCCGACUCCUUUUCUUUGGUGCUACAAUGGUGACCUCGACGUCAGUCCCGGUGUUUCCGAGAUUGAACUGAACAUGGCAACCAUCAUCCUCAAAUUGCCGGAGUUUUGGGAGACGUCCGUGGCAGCGUGGUUCACGCCGAUGGAGGCUCAAUUAGUCCUCCACGGGAUCUCGGAUGCUACCGCGCGCUUUUACCAUGUUGUCUCACCCCUCGGGAGCUCAACGGCGGCCAGAGCAGUGAGUUUCAUCACAUCUACCCUGGCCCGAGAUAAAUAUGCUGGACUCAAGGCUCACCUCCUCAAGGUUUUUGAGCUUUCAUGGCCAGAGCAAGCCCGACGUCUUUUGGCUAUUAUUGGACUGGGGGACAGCAAACCUUCUGAACACACGGAAAUGAUGCUAAACCUGCUGGGCGCGGAGGAGCCCAACUUCCUAUUCAUGGAACUGUUUCUCAGACACAUGCCCCCGCAUGUUCAGACAGCGUUCGCUAACACUUCUGUCACUGACCCCCGUGCCCUGGCUGAGGUGCUGACCCCGACGCGCAGUUACUCGCCCCCGGGCACAGGGGUGCCAUCCACCAGGGGCCCCAUCGCCACCGACGGCCACACUGGCACAGGCUUGUGCUACUUCCACGCCCGUUUUGGCGCAAAAACGAAGAGGUGCCGUGCCGCUUGCAACCACGACGCAGCGGGGAAACGCUGAGGCCCACACUCCGUAGCGGCCAUGAGCGUGGGCGAGAAGAACCAGCUGCUCUUCGUCAUGGACACCCUUGGAAGACCUUGAGUUCACGGCACAUGAGGACCACGAACCCCUCACUUUUGCCAUGUCCAAGGUGGUUGAGCCGUGGUCCGCCUGCCAGCAGCGCCAACUUCUCAUCUCAGAGUACACUACAGACAUCCAACACAUCGCCUGCAAAUCCAAUGUGGUCACGGACUGCCUCUCCAGGGCACUCGUCUGCACUGUUCAUCUGGGUCUUGACUACUCCGUAUGAGCGCGGUCCAGGCCUUGGACCACUGAGGUGCAGACCUGGGUCGACUCAUGCGUGGCCUGUCAGCGUGCUAAGGUUCAUCGCCACGCAAAAGCCCCCUUGGAGUCCUUCACUGUCCCCGAGAGGAGGUUCAACCAUGUCAACGUCGACUUGGUGGGUCCGCUUCCUCCCUCACACGGUUUCACCUACUUGCUCACCAUGGUGGACAGGACGACCCGCUGGGCUGAAGCCGUUCCCCUCUCCUCGAUCACAUCGUCGGACGUGGCCCGGGCGUUCAUCGGCACGUGGGUUGCGUGCUUCGGGACCCCGUCCGACCUUUCCUCCGACCGUGGCCCUAAGUUUUCCUCCAAACUCUGGAACGCAGUCGCUGAGAGUGUGGGAGUCAAGCUGCACUGCACUACCGCCUAUCACCCCAGGCGAACGGUCUCUGCGAGCGGUUCCACCGCUCCAUGAAAGCAUCCCUGCACGCCAGCUUGACGGACGGCAACUGGUUGGAUAAGCUUCCGUGGGUCUUGCUCGGCCUCAGGUGCGCCCCCAAGGAAGGACUGAUGUCCUCGUCCUUUGUAGUUGGCCCAUCCCAAGCGCCGGGGGCGGCACCCUUUUCCCCGCCUCCCUGCACCUUCUGGGGUGCCCUUGACCCUGUCAGGGCCCUGGCCUCUUGACUCAAUGGACUGCGCUACCGUGCCACAUAUAGACAAAUAACUCACCUCAAAAUAAUUUUGGUCAAUAAUUGAAUCUGAGAUUUAGUUGUCGACAGGCAGAUUCAAGUAAAGAUGGGCAGUACAUUAUCUAUUGCAUACAAGGUGGAAAAUGGUACACCUCAGGGGAGUGCUAUCAGUCCAUUUAUGUUUUCUGUUAUGAUUAAUGACAUUUUUACAGAAAAAUUUACAGAUAUUGCGAAUGAUGGAGCGGAAUGGAAGGAAGUCUGUAAUAUCCAGUUUAUCCAAGAUCAGACACAGAAAGCAAUUGUUGAUCCUUGAGAAAGGAUCAUUAAGACGGAGACUUAAGUUUUCUGUUGAAAAGACAAAGGUAGUGUUGUUUAAUAGGAAACUGAUAAAAGAUGUCGAUGUAAGGAAAACAAUUAGAAUACAGUUUUUGUUGUUUUUAGGUGUUGUAAUUGACUCAAAGAUGACAUGGCGUGAGCAUAUUAAUAACCUUUGUUAUUUUUUAACCUUUGUUUAUUAUCAUAUAUUAAAUAUUUCACGGUAUCGUACAAAACUUUGGGUGCUGUGCUAUAAGACAUAUGUUACUUUCGUCUCAACGCAACGCUUUGUUUGAUCAGCAAUAUGGUGACGUAAAAAAGAAUCAUGUGAUUUUAUGAUGUAGUUGCACAAGCUCUAUUGGACAAUGGAAGCCUGGCGUAUAGAAGAAUAGCAAAAACAUUGAAAAACUAGAAGUCAAACAGAUACUUAGAACAACACAUGCAUUGUUUUGAUUGAUAAAAAAAUAUUGGGAAUGUGAGAACUGCAUUUUCAUGUUUCAUUCCACAUCAAGUUAUAAACAUCCAGGAACGAAGAUCAGACCACUUAGCAGCUUAUAUUGUGGAAUCGAUUGCAAUCAUGAUGGCCUUAUAGUCGACUGAAAAAAACAGGGUUGCAGUCUAAAUUUCAUUAUCAGCAUUAUUGUCCUGAAAGAACAUGGUACUGUAUCACAAAGUAGGUCAAAUGUGUUUUUCGAAAUUGUUGAGAUAUUUUUUAGAUAAGAUAUAUUACAGAUGAGCUUUAUAAGAUGGGUUCUACCACAUAGAGGAAUAAAGUAGAAUGCGAAAGCUGAUUAUUUUGCCCAACAAGCACUUAAAUGAGAAGAAUGGUGGGGAGUAUCCUUUGGAAUGAUGCUUAAUAUUAUUUCUAAAGUACAGUGUAUUUGAUUUUUGUGUGACAUAUAUUAUACACACAGUUUAUUGUCAACUUCUUGCUUUCCAAAUCCAAAAUGAGGCCAGAUAUCCACAUUCAAUCUUCCUGGAGUGUUUUUUUUGUUCUUUCUUGUGGUUAGUGUCAUGGUCCUGCUGGUCCCGGUCCUGGCUGUGCCGGUCCCUGACACAGCACACACCUGCAGCAAAUCAGUGAGCCACACACCUGCGCCUCGUUCCCCGUAAUUAGGACAGAUACAAAUAGGACUCCUUGUACGGUCUGGCCUUUGCCAGAUCGUUGCCUCAUACCUCAUUCCCGCACUCUUGUGAUUCCGUUCCUGAGCUCCCGUGUACACACCCCUGUUUGCCCACUGACCUGCCUCUUACACCUGAUGUCUUUGUGACUGCUGCUCCCGUUGACCGCCUGCCUGAUCCCCGACGCUGGACUGAAUAAAUACGUUUCCCGAACUGCUUCUACGUCUCCCGAAUCAUGCAUUUUUGUCCAACCCCGUUGUUUUAUUGAAAGGAUCGGUGCUGGUCGGC
This is a messenger RNA of Syngnathoides biaculeatus (alligator pipefish), 3700 nucleotides long. RefSeq lists its product as uncharacterized. Bases 399 to 1022 code for a protein of 207 amino acids. The transcript has 2 exons. NCBI's taxonomy places the organism in Eukaryota, Metazoa, Chordata, Actinopteri, Syngnathiformes, Syngnathidae. The record is from RefSeq and is a predicted model, not a curated record.